Molecule: messenger RNA, 1562 nt
Organism: Aphanomyces astaci
Lineage: Eukaryota; Oomycota; Saprolegniomycetes; Saprolegniales; Verrucalvaceae
Exons: 4
Coding region: 54-896 (280 amino acids)
Biological process (GO): ceramide biosynthetic process
Cellular component (GO): endoplasmic reticulum membrane; Golgi membrane
Molecular function (GO): ceramide cholinephosphotransferase activity; sphingomyelin synthase activity
Source: RefSeq, a predicted model, not a curated record
UUUAUUUCGACUCGUAUUUUAACCAAUCAACGCAAACCUUCGAACUUUUCAAGAUGCCGUCGGAAGAGGGCAUGGUGACGAAGCUUUUUGCGGGCUUCCUCUGUGUGUGCUGCUGGCUGCAUGGGGCCACGGUAGGCGUUGCUGUGGGCGACGCGUUGGAUCUGGCGCAGUUCUUCGUGCUGUCGUUGGGGGUGUGCUUCUCCAUCUCAGCCAUCUACCCCACGUCGCGGCGACUCGCAGCGUCGAUCCUGUUCCUCGCGUGUGCAGUGUUCCUGAGUUCCCUCGUCAAGUCCAUCGUGUUCUUCCGCACACCGAAUCACUUGAACGCCGUGCUUCCGGACAUCGGUCACGACUUCUUGCCGCCCGUGCCGUUCCCGCCGCAGGUGCUCCUCGUACUCGUGUGCACCGCGACCGCCGUCUUCGUGGCGUUCCAUCCGUCCAAGAUGGUCAUAAUGCGUCGGUUGUUGCUCAUCUAUGCGACGUUGAUCAUGGCCCGUACCGUCUUGGCGCUCAUGACGUUUCUCCCCGACUCGAACCCGAGCUGCCUCGCCGAAGAGAAGUCGGUCAGCGCCAAGGAGGUCGUCCAGCACUUCCUCGUCUCCCGUCGAGGCUUUGUCGAAUGGAUCGACCACCAGCGCAACACGACCCUCCACGGCUGCCGCGACACCAUCUACUGCGGCCACUCGACGCUGCUCGUGCUCUGCGGCAUGACGUGGCACACGUACUAUCAACGGGUGGAAGCCCCCGUCAACUGGGUCAAGUCUAUUGUAUGGGUCUUUGCUAUCAUGGCCAUGGUAGGCAGGCACACCUUCAACUCUGCGCUUUUCAAUCAUCGAAUCUUUCACUCUAUUCUUUCAAUUCAUUUAUUAUAUAGUUUCAUCUAUUAUUUGGCUUAGUAUAUCAUUUCAUUCAUCUAUUCUUUCACUGCAUCAAUUCUUUUCAAUUCAUUUAUUUCUAUAGUUUCAUCUAUUAUUUGGUUGCAUCUAUUCUUUCGAUUAAUUUAUUUUAUAGCUUCAUCUAUUAUCUUAGUGCAUCUAUCCUAUCGCUUCAUCUAUUAUUAUAUAGAGUAUAUUUAUAUAUAUAUAUUGUGAAUUGUUCGUAUUUAGGUGAGUUCUCUGGGAAGAAGAGAAACGUACACGCUGGAUGUGGUGCUUUCGACGUACUUUGCUGUCACUACUUGGGCCACGUACCAUCGACUAGCCAACGACGUACUCACAGGACACGUGUUUACGAGCGUGUGGUUGAUUGAUAAGAUGAUUGUGUAUCCGCUGGUGGAGUGGAUGGAAGCUGAAGGAGGCCCGAAGACACCCCGGUCGAGUAAAAACGUGCGGUUGUAUCGACGCGAUACCAAGGACCACGAAGAAUGGACGGCGGCCGUGCCACGCCAAAAAAACACGUUCCGAACAAGCGAGUAUUAGGACGAUAUCGUUCCGAAUAGAGGUAGCAGACGUUUCAUAUAACUUGUGGCAGACAAUCAAUCGACCAAUCAAAGCCCAGACAGAGCACGACUUAUUCAUAAUAACGUAAAGCAAACAUCGUCAACAAAUUAGUGUGAAAGAAAA